GUUGCCGCUGCUACAGCUAUGUCUUUCGCCGAUAUCGCUGAAUUAGCCGGUCCUGCCACAGGUAGAGCGACGGGGUUGCAUGUCACUCCGUUGGGCGUGGCUGCUCUCGAUUCUACCCCCGGAUCAGGUCAAGGGAUGGGAUCAGGAGGAGGUAUGGGGAUUGGAUCGGGAAGAGCGGCGGCAGUGAGGAUGAAGUUGGAGAAGAUGUUACAGAUCAAAGAGGAUAUGACGGAUGAACAGAGGAGAGAAGUUAUAGCUAUGAUCAAGAAACAAACCAGUAAAUUACCUUCGAGCUCGAAGAAGGCUUUGGUGGCUAAAGUCAUUGAGACUAAGUUGUGGGAUGAAGUGGAGCCGGAAGAGAAGGGUAUGGUUAAGGAUUUGACGUGUUCGGUGUGUCAUGAUGAGUACGAACCCGACAGUCUGAUAGGUGUUACACCUUGCAAACAUAUGUAUCAUCAAGAAUGUUUAGAUACAUGGUUCUCUCAACCAAACAUUGCCUCUUGUCCUAUGUGCCGACGAGACUUGGCAGCGUUACCGAUAAUGAUCCGUUUUGUUUGGAGUAAGAACAAAGAUGAUGCUUUAGCAUUAUGGAUGGCAUAGUGAUAGGAUGGGAUUUUCUUUUCCAAAAUUUACACUAGAUUUUGUUGACAUAAAGUGCAUGGAUAUGUAAUUUUAAUUUACGAC
Messenger RNA from Tremella mesenterica DSM 1558, 684 nucleotides. RefSeq lists its product as uncharacterized. NCBI's taxonomy places the organism in Eukaryota, Fungi, Basidiomycota, Tremellomycetes, Tremellales, Tremellaceae. The record is from RefSeq and is a predicted model, not a curated record. Gene Ontology annotation, biological process: ubiquitin-dependent protein catabolic process. The transcript has 3 exons. Gene Ontology annotation, cellular component: cytoplasm. Gene Ontology annotation, molecular function: ubiquitin protein ligase activity; zinc ion binding. Bases 19 to 600 code for a protein of 193 amino acids.